This is a messenger RNA of Exophiala xenobiotica, 1077 nucleotides long. RefSeq lists its product as uncharacterized. NCBI's taxonomy places the organism in Eukaryota, Fungi, Ascomycota, Eurotiomycetes, Chaetothyriales, Herpotrichiellaceae. The coding region runs from base 1 to 1077 and encodes 358 amino acids. The record is from RefSeq and is a predicted model, not a curated record. The transcript is spliced from 4 exons. Gene Ontology annotation, molecular function: oxidoreductase activity; zinc ion binding.
AUGGAAGCCCCCGAAAUCCCAGCCAAGCACAAAGCUCUGGUCUAUGACAGCCCCGGGAACGUCUCUGCAAAAGUCGAAUAUGUUGAGACUCCUCGGCCAGGAACCGGUGAAGUGCUGGUGAUGCUGACACAUUCUGGGCUAUGUCACAGCGACAUGGCCAUCAUGACGAACCGGUGGACUGCGAGAAUUUCACCAACGCCCAAGGGUCAAAUUGGUGGGCAUGAAGGAGUCGGCAAAAUUGUUGCGUUUGGUCCUGGUGCAGAUAAAGUCUCUGGUCUGAAGAUCGGAAGUCGAGUUGGGAUCAAGUGGAUGGCCUAUGCAUGUUGCAACUGCAUUGUAUGCAUGGCCGGUCUUGAUUCAUACAUGUACCCUGGCACAUUCCAGCAAUAUGCAAUUGCCCCUGCACAUUAUGUGACCCCAAUACCGGACGGUCUGGCGAGUGAUGUCGCUGCACCAUUGCUUUGCGCCGGCUUGACGGUCUUCUCUGCGCUGAGGAAGGCGGGCGCCGAGCCUGGGGAUCCUGUUCUUAUCUCGGGCUCUGGAGGAGGGCUCGGUCACUUGGCUCUGCAGAUUGGUGCGAAUGGGAUGGGUUUCCGCAUGAUGGGCAUUGACAUGGGCGACAAGGAAGCCAUUUCACGAGAGUGCGGCGCCGAAGUCUUCUUCGACCUGACCAAGUACGGCAAGGGAGCUGAAGAAAACCUGGUCGACGACGUCAAGGCUGCAACGGGGGGGAGAGGUGUCGCUGCCGUGAUUGUCUGUACGGGCAACAAUGCUGCAUAUGCUCAAGCUCUGCCUCUCUUGGGAAUCGGUGGCACGCUGGUUUGUGUUGGGAUCCCUGAAGGCGCAGAGGUUGCUUUCCCAAAUGCAACACCCUCGCAGUUCAUAUACACCCAAGCAAAGAUCGUCGGCAGUUCCGUCGGAAAUCGCUUGGAAGCUAUUCAGCUGAUGGGACUAGCAGCGAGAGGCAAGGUUAAGACACAUUUCCAACUAAAGAGAAUGGAGGAUGCCAACGAAGUUUUCGAGUUGAUGGACAAGAACGGUCUGCAUGGGCGGGUCGUUUUAGAGCUUCAAGCGUGA